Branchiostoma belcheri (Belcher's lancelet) is the source of this 720-nucleotide messenger RNA. Its product is annotated as peroxidasin-like protein. Bases 1 to 720 code for a protein of 239 amino acids. The record is from RefSeq and is a predicted model, not a curated record. Gene Ontology annotation, molecular function: protein binding. Gene Ontology annotation, cellular component: plasma membrane. Lineage: Eukaryota; Metazoa; Chordata; Leptocardii; Amphioxiformes; Branchiostomatidae. The transcript has a single exon.
AUGCCGAAGCUAUUUCUUCUUGAUUUGUCCUUCAAUCGUUUGAGAAGAUUCCCGUGGUCUUCUCUGAAGAAUGCAUCGAAUAUUCUUCAUUUAAAACUGAACAAUAACGAAAUUUCGAACGUUGAUGCCUAUGUCGACUUCCCCCAAUCCUUGACUUAUCUUCACCUUCAAUUCAAUCGCAUCACCACGAUUGCCGAAACUUUCCUGCAUGGAUUCAAGUCCCAAAAGCAGACAUUCUAUCUGCGGAUAUGGCAGAAUCCUCUCCUUUGUGACUGUAAGAUCCAGUGGAUCGUACGUUUGCGGCGAUGUGUGUGGGAACACCGGGACGAAGGCUGUGUCAACGCUUCUCCUGUCAGGGUCAUGAGGUGUAUACUCGCCAAAUGCAACUUCCACCCGAAUGGCGUUGCGGUUAUCCUGGACUGGCUUCAGUUGGAUGACAAAGCUAUCGUAAAGCAAAGAAGCUCUGAAGAGUUUCUUAGAUGUGACUCACCGCAACAACUGAAAGGAAAUUUGCUGAGAGACGUUUCUCUACCGACAUGUGCAUCUCCCAGCUCUUCGGGAAGUCCACAACAAACGUCGUCUCCAGAUAAUGCAGGGAUUCACGAAUCUGAGAAGUCACCAACGGAGACUGAGCCCCCAACACUUGCUAUCAACAGUUGGGAGAGAACCACGGUCAAGGCUUCUGAAUUUUCGCUGUUUUGGAAAGGUCAGUCGCUUUGA